Molecule: messenger RNA, 652 nt
Organism: Drosophila simulans
Lineage: Eukaryota; Metazoa; Arthropoda; Insecta; Diptera; Drosophilidae
Product: dynein regulatory complex protein 8
Exons: 4
Coding region: 51-518 (155 amino acids)
Molecular function (GO): calcium ion binding
Source: RefSeq, a predicted model, not a curated record
UUUCCACCCACUAUGAAUCUCAGUUGGUAAGAAAACCUCAAGCCCUUAACAUGGAUAUGGAUAUGAAUAACGACUUGGAGAAACGCAUUUCGGAUGCCUUUUGUGUGUUCGAUCAUCAUGGCGACAAGUUCAUCGACGUUAGAGAAGUGGGCACUGUGCUCAGACUCCUGGGCUGUGUUCCCACCGAGGAGGAAGUCAACGAAGUAAUCUCGGCCACAGAAUCGGAGGAGACCAGUGGCGAAGUGCAUUUGACCAAAUUUUUGCCACACGUCUCGCAAUUGCUCAUGGAAAGAAAAAUGGAGCCUGCUCCGCCAGAGAAAAUUCUCCAGGCCUUUAAGAUCUUGGAUCCCGAGAACAAGGGCUAUCUCACAAAGGAGAGCUUUGGCAAACUGAUGAUGGAGGAGGGCGAGCCAUUCACCCAGGAGGAAAUGGACGAGAUGUGGCCAGUGGCCAUCGACCCAAUAAGCGGACACAUACCCUAUGAGUUCUACCUGAACCAGCUCAUGGUCUAUCUGUAAGGGAAACAGAGUGGUUUAAUAAAGAUUCCAAUUCAAGUCUAGCUAUUCCACAUCCAGUUCCCUUCUUUAUUAACCUAAGGCACCUCUAGAAGUGCAAGUUGUGUUCAAUAAAGUCCCAAAAUUACACUAGUCAA